Molecule: messenger RNA, 1542 nt
Organism: Beta vulgaris subsp. vulgaris (sugar beet)
Lineage: Eukaryota; Viridiplantae; Streptophyta; Magnoliopsida; Caryophyllales; Amaranthaceae
Exons: 1
Coding region: 1-1542 (513 amino acids)
Molecular function (GO): nucleic acid binding
Source: RefSeq, a predicted model, not a curated record
AUGGCUUCAGAUUUCGACUUGAAUGUUGCUUGGUGUCCAGAGUAUCUUGGCCUUGAUGAUGAGGAGCAUGACUUUCCAGCUCACAAUGUGCAAGGGGACUUUGAUCUUAACUUGUUGCCACAUGAAGAUGAGUCAAGCUUCAUUCAAGAAACUGAAGUGUUGGAACACCAAGCCAACGAUAACACGUUGGUUGCAGUCAAUCAUCACAAGCGCAGCAGACUCAGCAGUGAGGACAAGCUUCAAAUAUUGUGUUGGCUCCUCAAUAAAGCAAAGGCAUGUAAACUGAAAAGGGGCUCAAUCACAGAAGCAUCACAUUUAUUUAACUUAUCAGUUAGAUGCAUUAGCAACAUUUGGAACACAGCCAGAAAACAGAGUUCAUCCAUGCAAAGGUAUAAUGUCUCAACUAAAUUCCAUUUUUCUGGAAGAAAGAGAAUUCAAGUUCAAUUAGAUGAAAUUACAAAACUGAAAAUGGGAGAGAGGUCAUGUAUUAGAGACUUGGCAACAAUGCUUAACAUGAGUAAAAGCACGGUUCAUAGAAUGAUAAAAAGGGGACUAAUAAAACCACACACUAAUUCACUUCAUCCGGGAUUAAAAGAACCAAACAAAAUUGAAAGACUGAAAUGGGUUUUCAGUUUAUUAAUGGGAAACACACCAGCAACCAUGAGAGAGUACUACCCCAUGUAUGAUAUCGUCCACUUGGAUGAGAAAUGGUUUUAUCUAACUACCAAAUCACAAAGGGUCUAUUUGGCAAAUAAUGAAAGGGGUAGAUACAGGGCAGCAAGUUCCAGCAAGUUCAUUCCAAAGGUGAUGUUCACAGCAUGUGUAGCAAGACCAAGGUACAACUCAGCAGGGGAAUGCACAUUUGAUGGGAAGAUUGGAAUCUUCCCAUUCACAUACCAAGAGCCAGCAAAGAGAACUUCAAAAAACAGAGAAAAGGGAACCAUGAUAACCAAAGUGGUUGAGAGUGUCAACCAAAAGGUAACAAGGGACAUGCUGAUUAAUGAAAUAAUUCCAGCCAUAAAGGAGAAAUGGCCAAGAGAUGGAGGUCCAACAACCAUUUUCAUACAACAAGAUAACGCUAAGGCACACAUCACUCAUGAAGAUCCUGAAUGGCAGUUAAUUCAUGAACAAGAUGGGUUCAAAUUUAUUUUAAUUCAACAGCCUCCUAACAGUCCUAAUUUAAACAUCCUUGAUCUUGGUUUUUUCAGAAGCAUUCAAUCGUUAAUGCAUAAAAAAAUGCCAGCAGAUAUAGACAAGCUGCUUGAAGCCGUGAACCAAGCAUUUUAUGAAUUGGAUCCCAAGACUUUAAGCAAUGUGUGGUUGUCAUUACAAUAUGUAAUGAAUGAAAUCCUCAAGGUUGGUGGUGGCAAUGAUUAUGAUUUGCCUCAUGUUAAUAAGAAGAAAUUGGAAAAACAAGGAGUUCUAAGUGAUCAGGUCAAAACACUAUGUGGGCAGUUAUGGACGCUUGGGAUAAAGUCCAUGGACAAGCAUCAACAUCACAGCAACCAUGAGCAACAAAACAGAACAACUGAAGGGGAAUGA